ACUCACUACACUCUCCUCCUUAGGUAAGUUCUUAGCAUUCAAAUAUUCACUCAUAGUAUUGAAUCUCCUUUCCUUCGCGCUCGCUGUCAACCACCCAAACCGAACAGUAACCUGGCAGUUGGCAGUUCUUCUUAAUAAGGCUGCUGUUAUUAUUACAUCAGGUGUCUACCGUGACUGAUCACGAGGACGAACCCCGCAAGAUCCUAUGGAUUCUUCUAUGCGUGCAUUGAAAUCGCCAUCAACGACUUGUCAAUGCCCUGCAUGUGAUGUAAUGCACCUCUUACCAGGUAACCCCUUUAGAAUGAGGUUGCAUGUCACUCUUGCAGGGUCACGGUUAAUGUCGUCCUUAUAAUCUGGAAUGCCCGCAUUUGCUGGUGCAUAACGCUAUAUUCAUCCACCAUUUCAUUCGAUAGCGGCUAUGACGCAGUCAGAAGUCCGUAAUGAGCCCACGACGAACGAGAAAUUAGAUGAUCUGGAAGAGCUGGGACGCAAACAGUCUGAAUCCUCACCGCCAUGUUCAGAAUCUGACCCUAUGGAUCGCGGGCGUCGGGCAUGGGCAACUGCUUUUGGAUGUUUCCUGGUGCAAUUUUGUGGCUACGGAUAUAUAAACUCUUUUGGAGUCUAUCAAGAUUUUUACACGCGAAUCUAUCUGACCAACCAAGCACCGUCUACAAUAUCAUGGAUCGGCGCAUUGACUUCGUUCCUCGCAGCCAAUACCACCUUGAUCUCAGGUCUGCUGUACGACAGAGGAUGGUUCUACCAAUUGAUGAUCGUGGGGUCGUCGCUUCAAUCACUGUCCUUGUUCAUGUUAUCCUUCGCAAAGCCUGGCCAGUUCUACUUCGUUUUUAUGAUUCAGGGUGUGCUUUCUGGGAUUGGAAUGGGCUUGAUGUAUGGUCCCAGCAUGGCAGUCAUUUCUCAGCACUUCUCCAAAAGACGCACAUUGGUGAUGUCUUUUGUCGCGUCCGGUACACCAUUGGGUGCCAUUGUUCAUCCAAUGAUGCUCAAUCAUCUUUUUCAUGGUACUGUUGGCUUUACCGGAGGCGUCCGUGUCAGUGCAGGUUUUGUCAGUGCUCUGUUAUUGAUCGCCUGCUUAUCCAUGCGCACGAGAGCACUGACGACGUCGAAACCGACUGCCAGUUAUAGUGUAGUUGCACGAAAAUGCUCUCGCGAGGUUCCCUUUAUCCUCAUGACCGCUGGGAUCACGCUGUGUCAGAUCGGCUUUUUCUACCCUGUAUUCUAUUUACAGCUGGACUCUAUCAAACAUGGGGUCGACGUUCAUUUCUCGUUCUACUCCCUUGUGAUCUUGAAUGCUGCCGCUGUUAUUGGACGUUGCACAGCAGGAAUAAUUGCAUCUUAUACUGGGUUGUUGAACUUGACCAUUGCAUCCACUUUCGCAUGCGGUGCCCUCAUCAUAUCCAUGAUAGCUCUGAGUCAGAUGUCCGGGGUGAUUGUGAUAGCCGUCACAUAUGGCUACGUUUCUGGAGUUUUCGUUUCAAUGUCGGUCCCGCUGGUGACUAUGUUGACGCCCAACUUAUCGGAGCUAGGGGUGCGAAUGGGCUUUUGCUUUGGUUUCACCGCAUUUGGUUCAGCACUCAGUGGUCCAGUAUCAGGCGCUUUACUAUCAUCCCAAUAUAGGUGGUUGAUACCGUCGCUCUUCUGUGGGAUCAUCUGUUUUGUCGCAAGUUUGAUAUUUGUGGUGAUGCGGUUGAUAAUAUACCGCCAACGAUAAUGGAAACAUGGCUUGGCGCGAAACGAGGUGAACCGUUUGGUUUACUUACGACUAAUGAGGGGUUUCGCUGGGAAUUGGGUUCAAUGAGGGCUUUCCCUGGGGCUGGUAUAUACACGCGACGAGACUGGACGAAGGGCAGCGUUAUCUCGCGAUUGUGCGUAAAUAUGUACGUGAUACAUGACUGAAAACAUGUGCAGACUUAGACAUAUUUCGGGACCACCGAUCUACUUAUAAGUCGAAAGUAGUACAAUGAUAUGUUUGAAUUGAUCC
This is a messenger RNA of Suillus clintonianus, 1999 nucleotides long. Its product is annotated as major facilitator superfamily domain-containing protein. Gene Ontology annotation, molecular function: transmembrane transporter activity. Gene Ontology annotation, biological process: transmembrane transport. Gene Ontology annotation, cellular component: fungal-type vacuole membrane. The record is from RefSeq and is a predicted model, not a curated record. The transcript has 15 exons. Lineage: Eukaryota; Fungi; Basidiomycota; Agaricomycetes; Boletales; Suillaceae. The coding region runs from base 419 to 1729 and encodes 436 amino acids.